AGGCUUCAAUUACUUGAAGUGCUUUUGUAAAUAUUGUUAACCCUACCUGGGGUCCUGUUAGUCUCUCUCGCCUAUGCAGUUCUCAGCCUUUUACUAUACAUAGGAUCUCUACUUGGUUCGUAUGGCUUCUUUAGCUGAAAUACGUGACAUAUUGCAGAAUAUAUGUAGACAGUAUGAGGUGAAAGAUAGUCUGAUGUGGGCAAACCGUCCGGCAUAUCCCCACCAUGAAAGGGGCUCUCCAUUUCCAGUUAAACCUAUUUUAUGCUUUGAGGAUGUUGCUUACGUCACUUACCCUCGUAUCUUAAAGGAAGAGAACCUACCCCAAUGGAAGUAUGAAGAAGGAGAAGGCCUUGUGGGCAAAGCACUUAAAUAUAAUCGACCAUUUUACGUUCCUGCCAUUGAGUCGGAAGAAAAUGUUUGCCCAUAUAUUGAGAACUGCAAUAAAAAAUAUAUUGUUCUUGGUGCUCUUGCAAUUAAGCUUAGUAGUGCCAAUGCCAGCUGUGAUGAUUAUGUAGUCGAAUUGUUGUUCAAACGUCCUAAUAUAACAUGUGAGACACAACUUGGGAUACAACUUGAGACACAAAAACUGUGGGCACACCGUAUCAUAGAUUACUUGAAAAAUGCAAUGCCACGUUUUGUCACCUAUGGUAAUCAGCACCCUCUAGUUGAGCUAGCUGAGCAUGACACUGCAGUUUCAGAUACCAUGCACGUGAGAAGCAAUCCACCAUCUCAAUCAACUAGGGAUUUCAAUUUAAAUCUGAUUAACCAGACAGUUGGAAAUGCUAUGGAUGGGCAAUUGCCUAUGCAACAGUUUUCUUUUGUUGAUCAGCUACUUUACACUGGAGUUUUAGAUGCCAUGCCCACACAAGGCAAUCUACGAGCUCAAGGUUUUAAAGGAAAAACCUUUGUGGUUAACUCAAGGGAUGGGAAUGUUUUGCAAUGGCCUCAUGAACAGGGUGCUCCUAUUCAGCCACAUGUAAGUGCAACUUCAAAUGUCAAGGCAUCGAGAGAGAAUAUAGUGCCUCCACCAAUUGGUGAUCUUAAUUUGAAUGGAAGAAUAUCCACUAGUGGGAAUAAUCAGAUAGCUGAAUAUCAUGUUACAACUAUGCAAGUGCCUCACAAACAGGGAAACAAAAGACAAAGAAUAUCAAGAUCUGAUGUUUGGAAUCAUUUUGAAAAGGAAGAAGUUGUAGAUGGGGAAUUAUUGGCCAAGUGUAAAUAUUGUGACUUUAAGACAGAUGGUUCGAGCAAAAAAGGGACAUCACACCUAAGAAAACACUUUGAAAAUCAUCAUAGAAAAAUUAAAAAUGUACAUCAAUUAUCAAAUCUUCCAUGUAAAAAUUUAGAACCUCAAAGUGCUUUUAGAGAAAAAUAUGUGUUGGAUGAAGGCAAGAUUCAUUUGGAUAUGGCAAGGGUAAUUAUUAAGUACAAGCUUCCGUUGAGCAUAAUUCAUGAUGAACAUUUCAGGAAUCUUUUCAAAAUGUCGCUGCAAGAGUUUGAGUUUCAACCUGAAAAAAAUCUUGAACCUCACAUACUUCAUGUUUACAAUGAAGAGAAGCAUAAACUUUGUAGAUAUUUUGACAAGCUCUCUUCACACACUAAUUUGACAAUUAACUUGUGGGAGGAUGAUACUAAAGAGAUUGUGAAUUGUUGCUUGACAGUACAGUUUAUUGAUGAUAGUUGGACAUUGAAGAAGAAGAUUCUUAGUUUUGACAGAUUAGGGCAUGAUUUUGAUGCAGCAUCAUUAUGUGAGAUUUUCAAGAGAGUGCUUUUGGAUUGGAAUAUCGAAAAGAAAACAUGUUCCUUAACAAUCCACAGUUCCUUGUCUAAUGUUGAGAUAGUUCAUGAAGAGAAAAUAUGGCCUUCUGGUAUUUUCUACCUCAGUUAUGAUAAGUGCAUUAGAGACAUAAAUUGUGUGAUUGCAGAUAUAUCUUUAAAAGGCAUUUAUCAAGUGUACGAGAAGAUGAAGAUGAAUCACCAGGAAAAUAGAGGUUAUACUUUGAUGAAUGUGGAAUGCAGUAAUAAUUGGAGAAUUUGUAGCUUGAUUUUGGCAAUUGUUGCUAUUCUUCACCCAUCCUUGAAGCUUGACUUUGUGGAGUUUGUGUACAAGGAAAUCUAUGAGGAUGCUAUUGCAAAGGAACACUUGGACAAAAUUUCUAAUUUUCUUAGAAAUCUUUAUGAUAAAUAUGCUAGUAGUUGCAGCAAUCACACAAAAUUUACUACUGCCAUAAGGGAUCCUUGUUCUUCAUCAUUGGCUAAUACUGAUGAUAAAGUGUUUGACUCCUUUAGGAAGUAUAAAGUGUCCAAGCGAAGUCAACCAGAACUUUGUAAGUAUUUGGAAGAGGAUGAAGGCUCCACAAUGGAAAUUAACAUUUUAAAUUGGUGGUGCAACAACAGCUCAAGAUUUCCGACAUUGGGGAUGGUGGCUCGUGAUAUUUUGGCCAUACCUUUAUCAACCAUUAUGUCAAGUUCUGCAUUUGCCAAAGAUAUUACGAAGAUUAUUUCAAACUAUGGUCAUCAAGAAUCACAUAUCAUAAAUGCAAUAAUCUGUUGUCAAGAUUGGUUGGAAUCAACAAAACCAUCAGCAUGCGAUGAAAAGUGUGAUGAAAAGUUAAUGAGGAAGCGGAGAGCAUGGUCAAAAAAGUACCUGCUUUCGGAUUUUACCCACGAGGAUUUAGAGCUUUUGGGAAAAUGGAAGAAUCGUAAGAUAACAGGACAAUGUGUUGGACUAGAUGAGGAAUUCAAGGUCCAAGACAAAUUCUUAGCUCCUCUUGUCAUCCCUCUAGUUGAUGACAUUAUACAAGGAACACCCCAAACGUAUUAUAUUGGAGAUGAGGUCGUAAACAAAUACUUUCUUUUACUUAUGAAGAGGUCCAAAGAAAAUCCUAGUAUGUUCUUAAAGAACGCUAGCUUGGAUUCUUCAACAACUAGUUUGUUGCUUGGCGGAGACCAGCCCAGUGUACCAACUUGGAUCAACCCUGUGGAACAAAUCAGUACAUGCAAGUUGUUUCUACCAUUGUGCUAUUUAGACCAUUGGAUUCUCUUCUAUGUGGACAUCAAGGAACAGAAAUUUGUAUGGUUGGAUUCUCGAAAAGAUUCAGAAAUGCAAAUGCCUAGUAAUUAUGAAAGAAUUCCAGAAUGGUUUAAAGGUUCGUUGUUGCCUGCCAUGGGUCUGAACAAUGCUAGGGAUUGGCCCUUCUUUGUUCCAAGAGAUAUUCCUAAGCAAGAAAAUGGAAUUGACUGUGGCAUCUUUGUAAUGAAGUAUGCUGAUUGCCUUACGCAUACCAAUUGCAUUGGUUUUCCUUUUUCUCAAGGCAACAUGCCCCACUUUCGAGAGCGUAUAUUUCUUGAUAUAUACAAUGGAGGAAUACAUGUUCCUAAAAGUUUGUAAGAAGCUAACCAAUGUAUUUGUAUGUUUCCCAUUUUUCUAAUUAAUGAUUCUUUUUUCUUCUUCUAAUGCUUGGAAUGGUCCUUUUUCCUUUGUUUUGAUACUUAUGACCUGCAUAGCAAAGCAGAUGGGAUGAUUGUCCUGCCU
Rubroshorea leprosula is the source of this 3535-nucleotide messenger RNA. The record is from the annotation of a GenBank genome assembly. Lineage: Eukaryota; Viridiplantae; Streptophyta; Magnoliopsida; Malvales; Dipterocarpaceae.